AUGUUGAUCGAUGAGAAAACUCAUGGCAAAGUAUUUCCAUUUGAGAAAGAUGGAUUAGACACAAGAGCAACCUAUGAAUGGAAUUUUCGAUAUAUCAAAGCAUCUUCUGAACUAACGUUAGAUUAUAAAAUUGAAAUCGAGGAUUUUGUUUGUUAUUGUGAUCACAAUAUUGUUGGGACAGGAUUUUGA
Molecule: messenger RNA, 189 nt
Organism: Funneliformis caledonium
Lineage: Eukaryota; Fungi; Glomeromycota; Glomeromycetes; Glomerales; Glomeraceae
Source: the annotation of a GenBank genome assembly